Messenger RNA from Sphaerodactylus townsendi, 1543 nucleotides. It is a transcript of the gene IMMP2L, whose product is annotated as inner mitochondrial membrane peptidase subunit 2. Gene Ontology annotation, molecular function: serine-type endopeptidase activity. The transcript has 2 exons. Bases 850 to 1371 code for a protein of 173 amino acids. Gene Ontology annotation, cellular component: mitochondrial inner membrane peptidase complex; membrane. Lineage: Eukaryota; Metazoa; Chordata; Lepidosauria; Squamata; Sphaerodactylidae. Gene Ontology annotation, biological process: mitochondrial respiratory chain complex assembly. The record is from RefSeq and is a predicted model, not a curated record.
GGGGGAGACCGCGCUGACGCGAGUGCGUUCUAAAACGUAUAAGGGGCGGGGCCUACCAAGUGCUCCAGGUGACAACUGGUUCUUAAAGGGACCGUUCAGAAGAGACCCGCGUUUGGGGGCGGCUGUGUUCGUAAAUAUGGACUGACAGGGAGAAAACCCAUAAGCUCUUUCUGCCCUCCAUUGCCGUGACUGUUGCUUGCAGCUUUUUUGCAAUUAAUAGCAGGUAGAAAUUCAACAGCUCCUCCUGGACUUUGAACACUUCGGGGCGGAUCUGGUUCUCGUCUGCUGCUCCGUUUUAUUGAACCUAGUUUGUGGCCGACCCGAAAGACCAGUGCAUGUUGGCGCCUGCGUUUACCUGUUUGUUUAUUUAGGAUAUUUUUUUAUGCUGCAUGUCCAGUGUUACGUUUUGAGAUGUGCAUCAAUGUCUCAGCGAAGAAAAAGGAAAACAAAAGAAAUAAGCCACCGAUACAGCCCUCCUCCUGCAGAAAAAAGAAAACCAACAAGCUGCAAGCUUGCAAAGAAUUACAUCCUACCCCUUAAGGUGUCUCUCUGGGAUUCUCUAAACUCUUGCAGUUGGAGUGGAUUGAUUUUUCCUCUGCUUAUUUUUCCUUUAACUGAAGCACAGCUGCACUCAGUAGUCCAUCCCCGUGGACCAUAUUUACUCCAUAGCAAACCAUUAUUAUAGCUCCUCUGGGUUCAUUUAGAAAGACAUUUUCUUCUGUGUACCUGGCAAGUCCCAUGAGUAGAGCAGCAACAUUUGCUUAGUGGCUUUGAAGCCACAUCUGGCCUUUCUGAGCACCAUCGCCUAAUGUGGCAUCUUCCCUGAGUUUCCAGAAAACAGUAGUGAUAAUGGCACAGAUGCAAGGGAGAAGGUAUAUUAAAGCUUUUUUGAAAGGAUUUUUUGUUGCUGUUCCUGUGACAGUAACUUUUCUCGAUAGAGUGGCUUGCAUAGCAAGAGUGGAAGGUGCUUCAAUGCAGCCUUCUUUGAAUCCUGGAGACAAGCAAGUAUCUGAUGUUGUUCUUUUAAACCACUGGAGUAUUAGAAAUUAUGAAGUACAACGUGGAGACAUAGUGUCACUCGUGUCUCCGAGAAACCCAAAGCAGAAGAUCAUUAAACGAGUGAUUGCCCUCGAAGGAGACGUUAUCAAAACCAUCAGCUACAAAACAAAGUAUGUAAAAGUGCCUGAUGGCCAUAUGUGGGUCGAAGGUGAUCAUCGUGGACACAGCUUUGACAGCAAUGCUUUUGGCCCGGUCUCCCUUGGACUUCUGCAUGCUCGUGCUACCCAUAUCCUCUGGCCGCCAGAACAUUGGCAGAAAUUGCCAGCUAAGCUUCCUCCAGAACGCCAGCCUCUUCAAAAGGAGCGAGAAUGACCUAUAAGUACAUGGUGGGAAACGAAUGGUCAGUGAAAGGAAAAGGAAUUGAUUCUAAUCAAAGUUCUGUUAACGUAUACAAAUGUGCUGCUGCACACAUUGUAUUACUUGUUAGCACAAAUAUAGAUUUUUCUUAACCACAUUAAAUGGAGCAUAACCUGUUUUGAAGCAA